Messenger RNA from Alternaria atra, 1443 nucleotides. RefSeq lists its product as uncharacterized. Gene Ontology annotation, cellular component: catalytic step 2 spliceosome. NCBI's taxonomy places the organism in Eukaryota, Fungi, Ascomycota, Dothideomycetes, Pleosporales, Pleosporaceae. The record is from RefSeq and is a predicted model, not a curated record. The transcript has a single exon. The coding region runs from base 1 to 1443 and encodes 480 amino acids.
AUGUCCAACUCGGACUCAACAGCGCUCACGAAGCGUAGCGCAUCCAAUGCGCUUAUGCCGCCACCUCCCGCUCCGAAACGAAUAAAGCGCCCUUCGGUAGUUCUAGACGAAGACACCUACGUUUCCGCUGUUUCGCACAUCAUUCGCCGCGACUUCUUCCCAGGACUUGCAGAAGCCGACGCACAACGAGAGUACCUGAACGCUGUGGAGAGCAAAGAUCGGUCAUGGAUCAGAGAAGCCGGCAAGAAGCUCACACAGGUCAUGACUCCAGUGCCGAGCGGGCAAAGAAAGAUGGCAGCAAGAACGAGGCUCGACAAGACAGGCGGAGCUGGUGAUAAGACUCCAAGUGUAUGGGGUGCGGAUACACCUGUUACAGUCGCCGGGACAGAUAUCGAAGACGACGACGAAGGCCUGGGCAAAUUAGACAAUGUCGAUCUGAACAUGAGUUUGGGCGCAUUCCAAGCAAAAUACACGAGCGAAGACCAGGAAAGCUUCAGUCAAAUCAUUGACAAGCAGAACAAGACAAGGUUUGAGAAGAACGUCUGGCUACGAGAAGGAAACAUGUACGCGAGCAAACAGCGCAUAGCACAACAGAAAGUCAUCCAAGCCAGAGCCGCUGCGUCCGAAGGCAAGGAAUUAGUACUCAGCACACGACCGAGCCAGAACCUCGACGACCGGCCCGCAGCGCCCACAGGGCACAAACACACCGCUAUCAACAGCCUCAUGUUCGGCCCCGACAGCGUAGAACAAUGGGCACCGACUCGCGCACAACAAGCAGAAAACACCUCCCUCGCACCCCCAAAGAAAGUCCUCUACAACAACACCCGUCUCCCCGCCCCCGAAGCCGACCCUCCUCGUCCCUCUAGCCCCACACUCUCAGCUGUUCGCGACGCUGUCGCAGGACGUCCGCGUCUCAAUCCCAGCGAGGGAGGUUAUACAGGUAGCGAAACACCCAGAGUGAAUGGCUAUGCUUUCGUCGACGCGCAACCCCCUUCUCCAUCCGAUGAAGACGACGACGCACCGACCGACCUCCUAGAACGCUACGGUUUAGAUAGCAGCAACAAAGCCAUACCCUUCACCAUCAACGACUCGUCGUCGCGCGAGAAAAUGCAUCAUAGAAUGGUCGAGCAGAUUGGUGCUAAGCGGUCCAAUGCCGACAAACAAGUGAAGCCGACAGGCUCGGGCUUGGGCAUCUUCACAAGCGAGACGCCUCGGUUUUUAAGUGCGCCAACGCCGAGGAGAGGGCCUAUUGCUGCUGGCGGAAUGACACCAGGGAGGAAAGCGAAGGGAGAUUUGACGCCCGCUGCUCAGAGACUUUUUGACAGGAUGGGAGGGGCGACACCGAGAGGUGGGGGGAGUGCUGGGUUUGGUGGCGAGGGCAAGGGAGGAUCUGGGUUAGGACGAGAGUGGACGCCUACGCCUAGGGUGAAGAGGAGGGCGUAG